AUGAACUCGUCUCCCAGACUAGACUCUGAACCUCUAAAUGGAAACUCCGUUGCUUGUUCCUUGUUUCUUUUUGUGCUGGCAGAAAAGUCUACCAAGAAACGGCUCACACGGCACAAGAUAUACAGAGAGCAGAUGAACAUCACCGCCCUGGAGGCCCCACUGCAGCUCCGCCCCGAGGCCAGCUGGGUCCAGUUCCACCUGGGGAUCAGCCGCCACGGGCUCUACUCUCGGUCCAGUCCCGUCGUCAGCGCGCUUCUGCACGACAUGAGGCAUUUUCCCACCAUCAGUGCCGAUUACAGUCAAGACGAGAAAGCCUUGCUUGGGGCCUGUGACUGCACCCAGAUUGUGAAGCCCAGUGGGGUCCACCUCAAGCUCGUGCUGAGGCUCUCGGAUUUCGGGAAGGCCAUGUUCAAACCCAUGAGACAGCAGCGAGAGGAGGAGACGCCUGAGGACUUCUUCUACUUCAUCGACUUCCAGAGACACAACGCCGAGAUCGCAGCCUUCCAUCUGGACCGGAUUCUGGACUUUCGACGAGUGCCGCCAGCAGUGGGGAGGCUAGUGAACGUCACCAAGGAAGUCCUGGAGGUCACCAAGAAUGAAAUCCUGCAGAGCGUUUUCUUUGUCUCUCCAGCCAGCAACGUGUGCUUCUUCGCCAAGUGCCCGUACAUGUGCAAGACCGAGUAUGCUGUCUGUGGCAACCCUCACCUGCUGGAGGGCUCCCUCUCCGCCUUCCUGCCGUCCCUCAACCUGGCACCCAGGCUGUCUGUGCCCAACCCCUGGAUCCGUUCCUACUCGCUGGCAGGAAAAGAGGAGUGGGAGGUCAACCCCCUCUACUGCGACACGGUGAGGCAGAUCUACCCGUACAACGGCGGCAGCCGGCUUCUCAACGUCAUCGACAUGGCCAUCUUUGACUUCCUGAUAGGAAACAUGGACCGGCACCACUACGAGAUGUUCACCAAGUUUGGGGAUGAUGGGUUCCUCCUUCACCUGGACAACGCCAGGGGGUUCGGACGCCACUCCCACGACGAAAUCUCCAUCCUCUCGCCACUCGCCCAGUGCUGCAUGAGAAAUGAGGAUCCAACCUUCCAAGCCUCCCAGCUGCCAGGUUUAACCGUUGACCCACUCGGGUCAUCACCUACUUUGCGGAGCCUGUCGGUCUUUGACCUUACUAAUCAGACCUCUGCCCUGAGCAGCACUCAGCUGCAGUAUCGAGGGCUAAUCAUCAGUAGUGAGUCAACCAAGCCAAGCCGCUGCAGGUGGGUCCGGCGGAAGGCUCAGCAGAGCGUGCCUCUGCUUCGUCUAGUGCUCAGGGCCCUGGACCGGAGACUCCAGAUCGUCCUCGAGACAGUCCGGGCGUGCGUCGAGGCCCACGGAGAGCGGAGCGUUGUAGCCGAGGGCGCCGCGGAACAGUCGGCCCCAGACCCCGGCCCGGCCCACUUGGCACGCUAGGCGCUCGGGUCCCGUUUCCGAAGGCACGCAGGCAGCCAGCAGCGUGGACCCGGGAGUGCCGGAGGCCGGCGCGAGCUCGGGAGGAGGCGGGCGGGGUGUGCGACGGCCGGCGGGACCUGCCGCGCUUGGCCUCGGCCCGCCGGCGCACUGCUUCUGUAGUGAGCUGCCGUGGCCCCGUUUUUCCCAGAAGGCACUGGCUCCGUCAAGGCCACAGACCGUCUUACCUGGCUGAGCACACUGGAAACCUGGAUAUGGGUCGGGCUUGGAAGCCGUGCUCCCAGGGGAAAGUCGGAACUGUGCCGAGUCCAAUGGGAGGACAUCAAGUGGACGCCUGACUGUCCUCCAGGUUUGUGUUAGAUCUACAAGCAAAGGCCAAUUCCUGCGCCAGAUACAGCACCUGGCAACUCACAAGGGGACGCAACACAUGCAGAUGUAACUAACUCUCCAACUGGUUCAAACUGGACUUCACACUUUCCAUUUAGUCUAGUCACUGGCCUCACCCAAA
This is a messenger RNA of Carlito syrichta (Philippine tarsier), 1954 nucleotides long. RefSeq names its product FAM20A, golgi associated secretory pathway pseudokinase (gene FAM20A). Bases 1 to 1449 code for a protein of 482 amino acids. Gene Ontology annotation, molecular function: protein serine/threonine kinase activator activity. Lineage: Eukaryota; Metazoa; Chordata; Mammalia; Primates; Tarsiidae. The transcript has 13 exons. Gene Ontology annotation, cellular component: Golgi apparatus. The record is from RefSeq and is a predicted model, not a curated record.